AUGAGUUUCGAUAAUAAAAAGUCCGAUAAGGAACUUUCUCUAGAACACAAAGCCCAAUCUUUGACUGGUUGUUCUGUCAUGUGUCAGAAGGAUUGUGCCUUCUUUGGAUUUCAUCCUAUUUUGAUGAUGUGUCGUGUCCACCAGAAGAUCACUUCCGAUUCCGAAAUGUCUGACGAGCCCGGAUGGAAAUACUAUUUUAACUCUAUUCCUUUAGACUGUAAAGAUCUUUUUAAAGAUGGUCAUACUGAUUCAGGGGUGUACAACAUUUAUCCUUAUGGUACUAUGACCAGCCCCGUCAGAGUUUACUGUCAUAUGGAAACAAUGGACGGAGGAUGGACGGCAAUUCAAAAACGAAUUGAUGGAUCCCUGAGCUUCGAAAGGAAUUGGAUAGACUAUAAGAAUGGUUUUGGAACACCGGAACAGGAAGUCUGGAUCGGAAAUGACAUAAUCCAUCAGCUUACUAAGGGAGGAUAUUCAACCCUCUAUGUUUCCAUUACGUUAGCGAAUGGUAGCCGAUUGUAUGAGCUGUACGAUCGAUUCUCUGUGUCUAACGAAACCGAGAAGUAUCAACUUCUUCUGGAGGGACCUGCCACAGGAACCUUAGGUGAUAGCAUGAUAAACACUGAAUACCCUAACAACGCUAUGCCUAGGAUGUACUUUAGCACAGCAGACAGAGAUUACGAUAAAACGGGAGGUAACUGUGCUCUUAGCUGGGGAGGAGGCUGGUGGUUUAAUGCCUGCAGCGACGCCUUUCUUAACGGGCCAUGGGCUCCAGAAAGGUGGCGCAAUCCCUGGUAUCCUACAGUUAGCUAUGGAGGGAUUGUGGGAAAGACGCUGAUGAUGAUUAAACGUCACUAA
This is a messenger RNA of Saccostrea echinata, 858 nucleotides long. RefSeq names its product fibroleukin-like. The transcript is spliced from 5 exons. NCBI's taxonomy places the organism in Eukaryota, Metazoa, Mollusca, Bivalvia, Ostreida, Ostreidae. Bases 1 to 858 code for a protein of 285 amino acids. The record is from RefSeq and is a predicted model, not a curated record.